This is a messenger RNA of Ambispora leptoticha, 729 nucleotides long. NCBI's taxonomy places the organism in Eukaryota, Fungi, Glomeromycota, Glomeromycetes, Archaeosporales, Ambisporaceae. The record is from the annotation of a GenBank genome assembly.
AUGUCAGCACAACAACCUGAUAUCACUUUUUACACUGCUGCAACUCCUAAUGGUCAAAAAGUUAGUGUCACUUUAGAAGAGUUGGGGUUACCUUAUAAAACUUACGCUAUAACGCUUAGCAAAAAUGAGCAAAAGGAACCAUGGUUUUUGAAGAUAAAUCCGAAUGGAAGAAUUCCCGCGAUUAUCGAUCACUCUCGCAACGAUUUUAACGUAUUCGAGAGCGGUGCAAUAAUGCGAUACUUGUGUGAGCAUUACGAUAAAGAAGGAAAAUUGCUUCCAAAAGAUGACGCGAACUUACGAUCCGAAGUUGAUCAGUGGCUGAUGUUCCAAAUGAGCGGUAUUGGUCCAAUGCAAGGACAAGCAGGCCAUUUCUGGCGCGAAAAAGAGAAAAUUCCAUACGCUAUCAAACGAUAUGUCGAAGAGACCAAACGACUUUAUCAUGUAAUUGAAACUCGAUUAGAGGGUAGACAAUACCUUGUCGGUGACUCUUUGACAAUAGCCGACAUUGCAAACUUUACGUGGCUGAUCUAUCACGCGUCGAUUGGCAUCACUUUAGACGAAUACCCGAAUAUUGCCGCUUGGAUAGACCGUAUAUAUGCAAGAGAGGCCGUAAAACGUGGUCUGGAUGUACCAGUAAAAGGUAAAUUUACUGGAAGAGAUCCCAAAAAGGCAGAAGAGGUAGCAGCGGAAGUUCAACAAUGGAUCAAGAAAGCAGAAACAAAGAUUUAG